Messenger RNA from Wasmannia auropunctata (little fire ant), 3992 nucleotides. Its product is annotated as serine/threonine-protein phosphatase 2B catalytic subunit 2-like. The record is from RefSeq and is a predicted model, not a curated record. Gene Ontology annotation, cellular component: calcineurin complex; cytoplasm. Bases 6 to 2657 code for a protein of 883 amino acids. The transcript is spliced from 15 exons. Gene Ontology annotation, molecular function: calmodulin binding; calmodulin-dependent protein phosphatase activity. Lineage: Eukaryota; Metazoa; Arthropoda; Insecta; Hymenoptera; Formicidae. Gene Ontology annotation, biological process: calcineurin-mediated signaling.
UCAGUAUGUCCGACAAAGAGGCGGAUGCUCGUACAUCCGACGACAUAGAUGUAUACGCUUCUCCUCCUGGGAGCGUGUACUUCGCCACCGAGAGCGACUCGCCGUCGAACGAGAUCGCUCAGGAAGAAGAGGAGCAGUACUUCACGCCGAAAUUCGAGAAGUUCCUACAGUGGAGGCAGACAAACCGUUCUCCAGACGAUUCCCCGUUCAUACCGGCGAAUCUGGAUAUACGCGACGAUAGCACGCCGGAAACGUCGCCGUGCGACGAGUCGUUGAUCAAGCAGAUAGGCAUUCUCAGCUUGUCCACGUCGAUGUAUCCACGCGUAUUUGGCUGUACACCCACGAAGGCGGAUGUGACGCUGACGAACGUAGCGAGCACCCCCGAGAGGAGGGACGUGAGCGAGGAUCUGUCGGCGCGAAUUUCGAACAGCGAACAAUCGACGAGCAGCGCGGAGAUGCCGCCGGUUAACGGCCGCAACGAAAGCUCGACGGGGGACAAGACGAAGGACGGGAGAAAAGACGAGCUGACAUCCGAUUACUCGACCAUGGAGCCGCUCGUGCUGGACGCUUCGUCGAAGGUGACGUCCGACAAUUCGAUCGAUCAGCUUCCGCCAUGUGGGGCGAGACAAAGCGACCGAGAGGACGCGAUCGUCGAUUCCGCAGAACAGCCGGGGACAAAGGGGCCUCGUGAUCCCGUGAAUGCGGAAUCGACUCGCAUGGCCAAUCACUCGGCGACGUCGUCGUCCGGCAGGCCGAGCGUCAUCGGGGACGGCGAGGUGUUCGAAGCGGACACGUUCGACGAUCGAUACAGCCGAAACGCCGAGCUGGUGCAGAGUUACAUAGAGCAAAUGAUGGCGAAGGAGCAGGAGGGCGGUUGCUUCGGUAGUCAUUGGCCGAGGAAGUUCAUAAACAUAUCGGCGCUGUGCCGAUCGCCCCAACGACUGAGAAGACCAAGAGAGAGGAGUCCGAGCGGCGUGAAGGUGAAAGCGAGCACGCCAGUGCGAGAAAAUGCGAAAACGUCACCGGGCCAGGAAAGCCCGCGGCAGGAAAGCCCGAUUUUCAAGCAGCGCUUCCCCUCGACGCACGACCAAAGAAGACAUUCCCAGAUAUAUCCAGAGUCAGAAAGAGUCAGAUCAGAUGUCCCGUUUCCACCGUCGCACAAAAUGACAGUGGCAGAAGUCUUCGACGAACGGACAGGAUCCCCGCGGCCGGAGGUCCUCAAGCAACACUUUAUCCUCGAAGGUAGGAUCGACGAGGCCGCGGCCCUUCGUAUAAUCAACGAUGGAGCCGCGCUUCUACGCUCGGAGAAGACUAUGAUAGACAUCGAGGCUCCGGUCACCGUAUGCGGCGACAUUCACGGACAGUUCUACGACCUGAUGAAAUUAUUCGAGGUGGGCGGACCACCCUCCUCGACCAAGUAUCUCUUCCUCGGCGAUUAUGUGGACAGGGGUUAUUUCAGUAUCGAGUGCGUAUUGUACCUGUGGGCGCUGAAACUGUGCCAUCCAACCACACUUUUCCUCCUCAGAGGUAACCACGAGUGCCGUCAUCUCACGGAAUACUUCACAUUUAAGCAGGAAUGUAAAAUAAAAUAUUCCGAGAGGGUGUACGACGCGUGCAUGGAUGCCUUCGACUGUUUGCCGCUCGCCGCCCUCAUGAACCAACAGUUCCUCUGCGUACACGGCGGCCUGUCGCCGGAAAUUCACAAUUUAGAAGACAUUCGCAAACUGGACAGGUUCAAAGAGCCGCCGGCGUUCGGGCCGAUGUGCGAUCUUCUCUGGUCGGAUCCUCUCGAGGACUUUGGCAACGAGAAGAACGCGGAGCACUUUUCCCACAAUAGCGUCAGGGGUUGUUCAUACUUUUACAGUUACGCGGCGUGUUGCGACUUUCUGCAAAACAACAAUUUGCUCAGCAUCAUAAGGGCGCACGAGGCUCAGGACGCCGGAUACCGCAUGUACCGAAAGUCCCAGACGACGGGCUUCCCGUCGCUCAUCACCAUCUUCAGCGCGCCCAACUAUCUCGACGUGUACAACAACAAGGCGGCGGUUUUAAAGUACGAGAACAACGUGAUGAAUAUCAGGCAGUUCAAUUGCUCGCCGCACCCGUACUGGUUGCCCAAUUUCAUGGACGUUUUCACAUGGUCCCUACCGUUUGUCGGCGAGAAAGUCACAGAAAUGUUGGUGAACGUGCUGAACAUCUGCUCGGACGACGAGCUGAUGAGCGACGGCGAUGACGCGCUCGAGGAAGAUGUCGCAGCCAAAGUCGUUGUCCAAAAAAAGAAUGGUGCAGCAGCCAAUCUACGUAAGGAAGUGAUCAGAAACAAGAUUAGAGCCAUUGGCAAAAUGGCACGGGUGUUCUCCGUCCUGAGAGAGGAGAGCGAGAGCGUGCUGCAGUUGAAGGGCUUGACGCCGACUGGAGCUUUACCGCUCGGUGCAUUAUCUGGUGGCAAGACCUCUCUGAAAAACGCACUUCAAGGCUUCUCGCCGAAUCACAAAAUUACCUCGUUCGCCGAGGCCAAGGGCUUGGACGCCAUAAACGAAAGAAUGCCACCGAGGAAAGACGCACCGCCCACGCCGGUGAACGAGGAGAAAGCCGUGACAAAGCCGCCGCCUCCUGCGGGAGACAAGCGGGACCACAACAUGCCGCAACCGCAGUCGUGAGCCCCACACUCGUCCACUCAAGAUGGCGGACGGACGGACGGGUCCUAAGAUCCCGGCGCUAUCGCCGCCACCACCGAACCAUUUGCAAACCAUUGCUCGUCUCUCCCCCUCCCCCCUCCCCCCCGGCUGUUACAACCAGUGCGCUGUUCAUCGAGGAGUCAGGAGAAGAAACCCAUCGCCGUCGCGAGAGAGGAAGAGAUCAGAGGAACGGACGGAUGAGACGGUCGUGCGCGUAGCGAAAGAGAUUUUUCGUCGAUGCGAUUUUCGAAGCGAGCAUCGUCAUCGGUCCCGGGGCAUACGCGCAUAGCGGAGGAGGAAGCAGCAGCAUCAUCAUCAGCAGCAGCAGCAGCAGCAGCAGUCAAGGCAAGGGGACGCGAACAUCGAGAAACCCAGCCCGAGCGAAUUUCGUAGCGGGCGCUCUCCUCUUCUCCGAGGAUUUUGCCUCCGUAUCUCUUUUUCGCGUACACUGCAUUCGCGAAUGGGGAGAACGAGAACGUUAGCCUCCCUUCUAUGAUGAGCCGCGCGCGUGCGAUGUUCUCCGAUCUCUCAAUGCCGUUCGCGCAAUUAUUCCUUGCUCUUUUUCUCCCUAUCUAUCUAUCUAUCUAUCUAUCUCUUCUCUUUCUCUCUCUCUCCUUAUCUUCGCUCACUCCGUCACUCGCAAUUUCCUCGCUCUUCUCUUCCCCAACAUCCACGAACGUGUACAUUACCCGCGUAUUUCUCGCGGAUUAAUCGACCCGAUGUUACAUACGCACGCGCGCAUGUACGUAUCAACGACGAGAGCGGAACGUUAGAGAGCGUGUGUAUCUUGUAGGCAGAUUCGUUUACAACACGUCGAGAUGUUCACGCAUGGAGGGGUGGAUGACGACUUCCUUCUCCCCCCCCCUUCCUCGCCCCGUUGUCUCCACCGGAUACCACCAUUUCUCUCGUAUUUCUUUUCUUUCUUCGGAUGCGGAAAAGCGAGGAGAGAGAUCCGGAACGGACGGCUCGCGCGCGCGGUUACGUCUAUCUAAUAAUGAGAGGAAUCGCAUAGACAGUGUGAAAGAGAGAGAAUGAGAGGGAGAGAAAGAGAAAGAGAGAACGGACGAGCGGUCUCCGCCAAAGAAACAAAGAGGGCAGCUGGCCUGUCGUCACGCGGCGGAGCUUCCGGUUUUAGGAUUUUACUAGGUUCUUAAGAUGUGUCCGCCCUGGGUGACGCGUAAGGGCAUCCCCCGCGCCACGGGGUGGGGUUACUUAAAUCUUAAGUCGAGCUAAGCUUAGGGGCUAAGUCGUAAAUUAUAUGCAUAUAUAUAUAAGUUAUAUAUUUAAAUUAUAUAAAUUAUAUAUACGUGCAUCGGA